Messenger RNA from Mycena citricolor, 904 nucleotides. Lineage: Eukaryota; Fungi; Basidiomycota; Agaricomycetes; Agaricales; Mycenaceae. The record is from the annotation of a GenBank genome assembly.
AUGUGGUACAGGCCUGCGGGGGUCUGGCCGCACGUGUGUGUGAGCGGGCGGGACCUGGUUUUAGAGGGUCGGGCGUACGGAGGAAUGCACGAAGUAGGAGAACUGAUUCCCGGUUCGCACCGAUCAGAUCAGCCACCGUCUGGCCGUUGUCUGUCCACUUUCUCAGCUCGCAGACACAACAAGCCACCCGUUUACAAUCUCACCUUCCGAUCUCCCCGCCAUCAGCUCAUACGUGAUAUUUUGCAGCUGCAACAAAUGAGCGCGCCGCAAAAAAAAAAAAGUGGGGGGCUCAGACGCGCACCGAGUGUCCCUGCACCGCGUCGAAGAUGUACGUGAAAACCACCGGGUCGAUUCCCCCGAAGGCCGUCUGGAUCGUGUCCGGGACCGUGAUGUUCGCGAUUUUGUCGCUGCCUUGCGCGAGCGCAAAGCGCGCGAGGACGAGCACAAGCGCCGUGGCGACGUGCAUAAUGCUGGGGGCGUUCGGCUAGCUCACAUCCCCAAGACGAGUAUGCAUACUACUUAUAAUACUGUUGCGUGUGAGCGUAUAAAGCAUCUGCCCCACGUUCUGCGCACUGUGCGACAGUCUGAUGGACAGAUGAACCUGCGGUCAAUUUCGUUUGUCAACGUCACUAUCGCACCAGGUUGGCUGGGUUCCAGGUCCGCUGAAGCCCCUGGCUCAUAUGAGCAGGGGACUCUGCCCGAGGAGGAGCCCAGAGCCAGAGCGCAGGCCAACACCAUCCGGGGUCGAUGUUGUUCUUCUGCAUUGAUGAUCACAGGAAGCCGCUCAGAAGGGCAGGCACGUCACCCACGAUCGGAAACCUUACGACAAGCGAACGUUCCACGCUGAUAAGCAUACAUACAUAAGUAGUCCUCAAUCACGAACUGUCCAUCUACGUGUCACCCG